AUGAACGGGAAGCAGAGCCUGCGCCAUGGCCGAACUGCGUACCAUUUCCAGCCUGCCAAGAACUGGAUGAACGGGCCUUUGUACCACAAGGGCAUGUACCACCUGUUCUUCCAGUACAACCCGCACGGCCCACUGUUCGGCACCGGGAAGCUCUCCUGGGGCCACUCCGUCUCCGGCGACCUGGUGAACUGGGCCUUCCUAGGCACCGCGCUGGACCCGACGUCGCCGUUCGACGCCGAGGGCUGCUGGUCGGGUUCCGCCACCACGCUGGCCGACGGCCGCCCGGCCAUCCUCUACACCGGGCGCGACGCCAACGACGUGCAGGUGCAGAACGUGGCGUUCCCCAAGAACCCGUCGGACCCGCUCCUGCGGGAGUGGCACAAGCCCCGCUGCAAUCCGGUAGUCCCGCAGCCGGCCGACGUGACGCGCAACAACUUCCGGGACCCCACCACGGCGUGGCUCGGCCGCGACGGGCUCUGGCGGUUCGCCGUCGUCGCCGAGGUCGGCGGCGUGGGCUCCACCGUGGUGUACCGCAGCGCAGACUUCGUCCACUGGGAGCGGAACCCCGCGCCGCUACACGCGUCCCCCGACGUGCCCGUCUGGGAGUGCCCGGACCUGUUCCCGGUGGCGGAGCGCGGCACGGAGGGGCUCGACACGUCGGCGACUGCGAGCGGCGGGCCCGGGGUGAGGCACGUGCUCAAGCUCAGCAAGGCCGCCGACGAGGACUACUACGUGGUGGGGCGGUACGACGACGAGGCCGACACGUUCGCGCCGGUGGAGGACGGCGACCACGACGUCCGGAACUGGCGCCGGAUCGACCACGGCCACCUGUUCGGGGCCAAGACGUUCUUCGACGCGCGGAAGAAGCGGCGCGUGCUGUGGGCGUGGGUGGACGAGACGGACAGCCGCUCCGACGACGUCGGCAAGGACUGGACGGGCAUCCAGACGUUCCCGAGAGCGCUGUGGCUGGACGCCGACGGGAAGCAGCUGGUGCAGUGGCCGGUGGAGGAGAUCCAGACGCUGCGGAGGGGGCGAGUCGCGCUGGUGGGCGCGGAGAUCGGCUCCGGCGGCCUGCGCGAGAUCGCCGGCAUCGAGGCCCUGCAGGCGGACGUGGAGGUCGUGUUCGAGGUCCCGAGCCUGGAGUACGCCGAGGAGCUGGACCCCAAGUGGCUGCUUGAUCCCCAGAAGAUGUGCGCGGAGAAGGACGCUUCCUCGCCGGGCCCUGGCGGCGUCGGGCCGUUCGGGCUGGUCGUGAUGGCGUCCGGCGACAUGCUGGAGCAGACCACCGUCUUCUUCAGGGUGUUCCGGCACGGUGGCACGUACAAGGUUCUCAUGUGUGCCGAUCUCACAAGGUCAUCGACAAAAGAGGGGGUGCACAAGCCAGUCUAUGCAGGAUUCGUUGGAGUGGACGUGGAGAAGGACAGGAGAAUAUCGCUGAGAACACUGAUUGACCACUCUAUCAUCGAGAGCUUCGGAGGCGGGGGCCGGACGUGCAUCACGGCCCGAGUGUACCCUGAGCACGUGGCAGCAGGCGGCAGUAGUCACCUGUAUCUGUUCAACAACGGAGCUCACCCAGUGACCGUGUCCAAGCUCCAGGCCUGGGAGCUAGGGACGGCAAGCAUCAACGUUGAAGAAGACUACCGUGUGGCUCCACUUUAA
Messenger RNA from Miscanthus lutarioriparius, 1659 nucleotides. Lineage: Eukaryota; Viridiplantae; Streptophyta; Magnoliopsida; Poales; Poaceae. The record is from the annotation of a GenBank genome assembly.